AUGCCAACGGUUUUACGUGCUGUUCCUACAUCUGACGUAGUGGUGACCGUCGCUUCUUGUUGUUGUCGUCGUCGUCGUUGUUGUUGUUGCUGUUGUUGUGGUGGUGGUGGUGGUGGUGGUAGUGCACCCCCGCCGCGGUAAAGAGCACGUAAAUAUAUAAUAUGACGGUCUUUUCCGACAUCACGACCGCUGCCUUUGCCACCGUGAUGUGACGUUGCUUUUGAUGGCCAACAGCGAUACCAGAAUAAUGUGGGGCCACAGCGUGCAGGUGUCAUCCGGCCCGGUCACCGUAACGUCGAUUAAUCUGAUCACUCCGCAUUUGCCCAACACGACGCAGAUCACGACGAUAAAAGGUAUGCGCGAAUGACGUGAUUCAUCCGGACAGUUUGUCGCCGGAAGUGACUGACGCGAUCGCGACGUGUUGUUUACACCGUUAGUCGUUUUCACACGCAUAUAUACAUAAUAUUACGUCAUCGCUGUUAUUCGCACUUUGGAGGACGUUUUAUUUGGACGACAUGGUUUUUAUUAUCACCAAUUUUUUUGUUUUUUUUUUUCCGCUGCCAGAAGAACCUCACGACAAAGACGGUACAAUGAUGGCCGAAAUCAAAGAGGAUAUCAUCGACGAAGUCGGUUCCGAAUGUGACCGGGAAGUGAGUAAGAUCGAUUUUUCCGGGGUCACCAUGAGAAGUAAAAAAAUGAGAGCCGUCGCCGAAAACAUGCCCCGACCAAUGUCUUGGGAAGGAGAACUGUCUGAUUCAGAAAUGAAACAAGUAACGUGGUUACAAAUUUUUGCACAUUAUAUAACGAUAUUUUUACGAACGUAAAUGAUUUCCAGGAUGAAGACAGGACCGUGGACAUGCAAACAGGAAAUCAAAAUUAUUUGUUUCCGCGAAAUGAAAAUGUAAACAAUCAACAAGAAUCUUCUGUUAAACGAGUCAUUUACGACAACAAUUUAGUGAGAGCACUAAUUUAUUUUCGUUUAAAACCCAUAUCUUUUAUUUUUUUUUAUUUUUCGUUUUUGGUACUGAUUUUUCAAUCGAAAAGUCAUUUUCAUUUGAUUCAACUUCCUAGACUUCCACAUCCGUUUUAGCUACCAGCAUCUUACAGUCCUACUCUUGGUCAUCCCAACUGUCUUCCCUAUGGAAUUUUAUUGCAGCAUUUAUAUUCCCCGUUUUAAUAUUUUCUUCUUUAUAUCUAUUUAUGUACCUAAGUUUUAAAUUUAUUAAAAAUGUUUAACAGGUUGACCGAAUGAUAGAACAUGUCAAAAGUAAAGUAACUUCAUCAAGUAACGAAAUUCCAUUACUUGUCGACAAAUUGUUAGGUGGUGGUUAUAGCCCAUUGCUGCAACAUAGGGCAAACGGAGUUAAACAAUCAUCACACAUUCCACCAACUCAAAGUCCUGACUCUGCUAUUCACUCAUGUUGCUCGCCUGCACAAUCACCUAUCACUUCAAGACACAAUCCUCCAUCAUCAUCAGGGUUUUCAUCACCGUCCACAUUCACACCAUCAUCUCUGUCAAGAAAUAAUAGUGAUGCAUCACAAUAUGGUGGAUCGCAACACAGUUCUUGUUACAGCCAAAGGUAAUACAAUAAAUAUGGUUAUUUGUUAGAUAAUUUUUAACUUUUCAAUGUGAAUAUGAUAAUAAAGAUUUCUUUUCUUUGUAUAUUGUAUUUAUAGUUAUUCAUCGGUGUCUGUUUCACCUACACAGUUUUCACCAACACAGUCUCCAAUCCAGCCAAGACACAUCCAGAGAAAUUUCCAUGAAUAUGCUGUGGCUGAGGAAACCAAUGGAUAUGAAGAAAAAAUGUCUAUGUCGGAUAUCGGUCAACAGCAUGGUAUAACAUCUGGUAUAUCAAGGCAACAGCUGAUUAACAGGUGGUGUAUUUAAUAUUUAAAGCCCCUAGUUAAUAAAAUACUAUUUCUUUAUAAAUAUCUGUAUUGUCUAUGUAAUAUUUUGUUUUUAGUCCUUGUCCGAUUUGUGGCGAUAAAAUUUCGGGCUUUCAUUAUGGUAUAUUUUCGUGUGAAAGUUGUAAAGGAUUUUUCAAACGUACUGUACAAAAUCACAAGAACUAUGUCUGUCUGCAUGGGUCAGUAUGUUUGAUCACAAUAGCUACGCGCAAAAAGUGCCCAGCCUGUCGUUUUGACAAGUGUUUGAACAUGGGUAUGAAACUUGAAGCAAUCAGAGUUGAUAGGACUAGAGGGGGACGUAGCACCUAUCCAUUUACCUAUACUAUACCACAAUCCAAUAUUCAACCACAACAUAGUGGGCAGCACUCUGCAAUGACUAAUAGUUCUGUUGACAACAAAGUCAAACAAGAAGAACGAGCAUGCAGAUCUCCACCUCAAGAAAUGCCCAGACUGAUCCCCCAAUUAUUGCAAGUAAGUAAUUUGAAUUACCAAAAAUAUGUGUAUGUAAUAGAAAUACUACUAGUGUUAAUUUAAUCCUCAUGAUUACAUAAUAUUUUCUAGCCAGAAUAGUCAUACCUUAAAGUGACAGUUUCACAAAGAAAAAAUAAUAGUAAAUUAUAAAUUGAUUUGUGUCACUAUUCUUUUAUGUGAUGUAUACAUACUAUUUUUAAAUUUACAUUUUGUUUUAUUAAUAAUUUAAAGUUAUCAAAAUGUUUUCAUUGGAACAAAACUAAAUUAUUGAGUUUUGGAACUUUAAUUAAUAUAUAUUUGUUACAAUAAUUUAUUUUGGCAAGAUGAUUCUAGUAGUUUUAAUAAUAUUUAACAUUAAAAUGUUUGGUUGAUUUAAAAUAAUAUUUAAUUCAGAAGAAAAUAUGUUAUAUUUUAGUUUUUAGCACUUGAUGAGUGUAUUCAAAUUGAUUUUAAUAGUAUCUAUAAAAUAAAUAUUGCAGACAAAUUAAUACUCGUACAAUUUUUUUUAGGAAAUAAUGGAAGUGGAACAUUUAUGGACUUACAAUGAAGGCUCAUUUGAAUCAUCAAAUGCAAGUGGAAGUUCUAUGAAUCAUUGUGGUGGUGCCAAAGAAAUAGCCAAAAGUCGUUUAAUGGCAGAAAAUUCAGGAACAGAUUUUCUUUCCAAUUUAUGCAACAUUGCUGAUCAUCGAUUAUACAAAAUAGUCAAAUGGUGCAAGUCAUUGCCAUUGUUUAAAAAUAUUUCGGUUAGAAAUACAUUUUACUAUUUUCUGCUAUUUGUAUGCAUAAUAAUAAUUUGUAUUUAUUUAUAAAAAUAUUUGUUUUUAGAUUGAUGAUCAGAUAUCAUUAUUGAUAAAUGCUUGGUGUGAGCUACUCUUAUUCAGUUGUUGUUAUCGAUCAGUUAGUAGUCCUGGGGAAAUACGUGUCAGUUUAGGAAAGUCUAUUUCAUUAGACCAAGCAAGAGAUUUAGGUUUGGCACCUUGUAUUGAGCGCAUGUUAAAUUUCACUCAGCAUCUAAGACGUUUGAGAGUAGACCGAUAUGAAUAUGUCGCCAUGAAAGUCAUUGUGCUAUUAUCAUCUGGUAUGUUUUUUUUUUAUAAAAAAAUAAAUUAUAAGAAUGUUAUUUUUUUACAAAAGUACCUACAUAAUUUUUUUUCAGACACAAAUGACUUGAAAGAACCAGAAAAAGUUCGCGCAUCACAGGAAAAAGCAUUACAUGCAUUACAACAGUAUACUAUAUCUCAUUACCCAGACAUGCCAUCCAAAUUUGGAGAGCUGUUGUUAAGGAUACCUGAUUUACAACGUACUUGUCAGGUGAAUUUAUCUACCUAAUUACAGCAUUUACUUUAAAAAAUAAUUAUGAAUGCCUGGCGGUAAUUUUUACAAACGAUUAUCUAAAAAAAUUUUGGACAAAUUCAUUUGAUAGAAUCAAAGUUUCAUAAGUUUUUAUUUGAAAUAUAAAGAAUACAGGUACAAUGUUUAAAAUAUUGUUUAAAAAAAAAAAAGCCUUAGACAAGUCCAAAAUUACUAAAAAGACUAAUAAUUAAAUCUUUAUUAAACAUGAACAGAUAAUCGCUAGUAUAACAUUAUGAUAAAAAUAAUUACUGUGUAUUUAUAAGUGUUUAAAUAAAAUUUAAUCAUUUAUAAAUUUAAUAUAGCUUUCAUAUGAAAUCGGAAUAAUGGUGAGACUGAUAUUAAAAUUGAGAAUAUUUCAAAUACUUAUUAUAAAAACAUUGUUCUAUAUUUUUAUCAUUUUUACUAACUAUAGUUGUGGAACAAAAAAUUUUAUUUAUUAUUAAUCUGUUAUUAGGUUGGAAAAGAAAUGUUGUCAAUAAAGAGCAAAGAAGGAGAAGGACAAAGCUUUAAUCUCUUAAUGGAAUUAUUAAGAGGUGAUCAUUAA
This is a messenger RNA of Cinara cedri, 4276 nucleotides long. The record is from the annotation of a GenBank genome assembly. Lineage: Eukaryota; Metazoa; Arthropoda; Insecta; Hemiptera; Aphididae.